This is a messenger RNA of Micropterus dolomieu (smallmouth bass), 2560 nucleotides long. RefSeq names its product cysteine/serine-rich nuclear protein 2-like. Lineage: Eukaryota; Metazoa; Chordata; Actinopteri; Centrarchiformes; Centrarchidae. Bases 145 to 1893 code for a protein of 582 amino acids. The record is from RefSeq and is a predicted model, not a curated record. Gene Ontology annotation, cellular component: nucleus. Gene Ontology annotation, molecular function: DNA-binding transcription factor activity, RNA polymerase II-specific; sequence-specific DNA binding. Gene Ontology annotation, biological process: regulation of transcription by RNA polymerase II. The transcript has 5 exons.
UUCACAGUUGGUAGUACUGUGAAGCCUCACAUAAACACAGAGGGACACACACAAUGCUCAGCUGGCUGGACCGCGGACAAGACCCAUAACUUCGUGUUAAUUUCAUUUUUCUGUUUUGUUAUUAUGCUGUAUUUUACUUCCUGAAUGUAUAUCAACCCCCACAGCCACAAAAUGAGAGGCAUCCUCAAGAGAAAGUUUGCAGAGGUAGAUGACAACCCCUGCUACUCCUCCUCCUCUCCUCCGUCUUCCUCCCUCUCCUCCCCUGUCUCCUCAGAGUGGGAGUCCGAUGGGGAGAGCAGCCCCUCUGACAUCCAGGAUUUCACACCUCACAGUCCUUCUUCACCUACCAGAUUACCCAUUCGGUCCACCCUGAAGAGGCCCAAGCUCGCAGGUGCAAAGAGCAACGUGCGCUUUGAUCAAGUGACAGUGUUCAGUUUCCCACGCUGCCAGGGCUUCACCAGUGUGCCCAGCCAUGGAGGUGCCACCCUGGGCAUGACGCGGAGGCACAGCACCCUCCAAAUAUACACGGUGGAAGAGCAUGCACUGGAGCAACGGCAAAGGCACAGAGAGAGGCUUAGAGAAAGACAGAGAGAAGAGCGGUUCAAGGCACUGAAACACAAAUUGCUCACUAGUGGGGCCAUUAACCAGAGGGAAGCAGAGAGGCUCACUGUGGAUCAAAUCCAAGAUGAAGACACUGACAUCUACAUCAGUGAUGCUGAGCUGGAGGAUGGAAGUUUCCUUCAGCCGUACUCCUCCAAACAGCGGCAGGCUCUCCUCCAGGCAGCGGGGGUGAAGCGCAUAGACAGGGAGGAGAAGAGGCAGCUCCACGCCCUGCGUCUCUCCCGGGAGGCCUGUGGAUGUGACUGCCGAGGCUUUUGUGAGCCAGAGACCUGCGCAUGCAGUCUGGCGGGAAUCAAGUGCCAGGUGGACCGCUUGAACUUCCCAUGUGGCUGCACUAAGGACAGCUGUGGAAACACUCAGGGGCGCAUCGAGUUCAACUCCCGAGGUGUGCAGACUCAUUACAUCCACACCGCCAUGAGACUCGAACUGGAGAAGCGACUGCAAGAUGAAUCACUGAGCCAAGAGGAUCAGACAGGGUUCCAAGAGGACCUUCAAGAGUAUGUGGACCAGGAUGAGGCCCAUCCAGUGCAGAAUGCACAGGACAAGAGCUGCCCAUUUGGGUUCACCAUGGAGGAAGAUGACCUUCCCCUCACCAUGCCAACCACUCCUUCCUUUCAUUUCAUCCCAGAGCGGUUGGUAGUGGAGGAGAACAGUUGCAGCAGCAACAUGACCGAAUCCUCUUGCUCCUCCUCUGACUCUGAUGCAGGAGGAUGUCUUAAUGGGAGUCAGAAUCUCCCUGAAGUUGAUGGAGGGUUGUCGUGUGCUGUCAGCAUCUGUGACUCUGACAAUAAUAACUACUCUACAUGCAGCCAACUGCAGCGCAGCAGCAACACUUCCACUUACAGCACUCCUAAUGACAGUAAGGGACAACUGACAGCCAAUACAUUCACAGACAAUAUAAACUGGACUUCACUGUCAGAUUACCUUGAUGAGAAUGCAAACCAAUCCAGAGACUUCUUUGACAAUGACUCUCUUGAUAACUUCCCCAACACUCCCUCCCCCACUGUGGACUAUUGCUCUGGCAGAUACGUGGACCUGAGUCUCUCCUCUGACUCUGACCUGGAGUUCUUUCACUGUGACUACACCUCUGGACCUCUGCACAGCUCUUUCAAACUACACAGACAACCAGACGCCGUUUGUCACCUCCAGCUGUAUAGCUCUGUUAAUUUGCCACAGUACGAGUCGAGCACCUACCUCCUGGAGUCUCUGAUCGGCCUGACUGAACCGAGCCCAGAACAGGGUUAUGCAGCCAGCAAUACCAAGCUUUUAUAGCUGAGUCCAGGCAUUCUAGUGACAUAACAAAACUGCGUAAGAGAAUUUAAUGUAUAAAGCACUGCUUUUAUGUAUUUGUAAGAAUAUUUCAGUGUACAAAGAUGAUUGAUAAAAUAUUUUUUUCUAUUGCUUAAAAAUAAUUUUGCCUUUCUUUCAGAGAAACCAUGCUUAAAUAAAUAAUAUAUGUCUUGUUUUUAUUUUAUUUCCAGAACCUAUAUAAUGAUUUCUGACAAGUUAUUUAAUUUCUUGGAUUUGACAGAGGGCAUGUAUUAUUUUUUAAAGAAACACUCAGCUCUGAUGCAAGAGUCUCAUCAUUGCUAAUUGCAAAUUUAAACACAUAGCUGGGAUGCCUGUCUACUUCUGAAUUUUGGAGUAGUUGUUUUUUAAAGUAAUAUUUAUUCCAGAGACCAUAAAGGUCAAAUUAUUGUCCCAGAUAUCACCAAAAAUAUCCAAAUUUUGCUGGCAGCUGGCCAUGGUAUAAGCAGGAUAAUCCACUUUGACGCAUGCAGUAAUGUAAAAAAUAACUUUAAUAAUUUUCAACCCUGCAGGGUGUGAAUUAUUUUUAAAUAACUGCCUGGCUAAUUGUGGACUAUCCUGGAUAUGCUCUACAGUAUGUAUAGAAAAUUUCUGUAUUGGAGUAAUAAAAUAAAACAUUGUUAUUUAUUUA